CCCCUGGAAAUAGCACACGGCGAGCGCAAGGCACGGCGCAUGCAUGCCCGCCCGCCCGCGCACACAGACGACGCGCCCGCGCAGGUCCGCUAUCGCCAGGGACGAACGACGUGCGUGCGUGCGACGGCGUCUCCGGUCCUACGCGCGCCGGUCAACCCAGCCAUGGCUGUCGCCUCCCCUCGCCGCGGCCGCGGCCGCGGCGGCGCCGUCGCUCUCCUCCUCCUCCCCGUCCUCCUCCUGGCGUGCCGGGCGCCGGCCGCGGCAGGCUUCAACACCGAGUUCGAGGAAGACAAAUCGCCCAAGCUCCCCCGCUGCGACAACCCCUUCCAGAAGGUGAAAGUGAUGUACUGGGUGGACGGCGAGCAGAUGAGCGCCCUGAUCGGGAUGACGGCGAGGUUCGGCGGGAUGGUGCCGGACACCGCGGCCGCCGCCCCGAAGCUCCCCGCCGUGAUUCCCAGCUCCAAGACCGGCUGCCAGAAGUCCCCCCAGGCAAUUAAACAACUCUCCCUGCCACUGGCUGGCAACAUCGCCGUGACGGAGCGCGGCGAGUGCACGUACCUCGAGAAGGCGAACGCGGCCGCGUCCAGCGGCGCCAAGGCGAUGGUCAUGGCCAACGACAUCGACGAUGUGGGGAAGAUGGUGUGCAGCAAGAACGACACGGCGCUCGACUUCAAGAUCCCGGUCGUGAUCGUGUCGCGCUCCAACGGGCUCAAGAUCUUCGAGGCCAUGGACGGCGCGAAGAAGGUGGAGAUGCAGCUCUUCUCGCCGAACAAGGCGGCUUUCGACGCCGCCAUCCCGUUCCUCUGGCUCAUGGCCGUCAGCACCACCGCCUGCGCCGCCGUCUGGACCGCCGUCGUCGUCGGCGAGGAGGAGAAGAAGGCUCCUCCGGAGGGCGACCAGGAGGCUGCCAAAACGGAGGAGCCUGAGAUCGUGGAGCUGCAGGCCGAGACGGCGUUCGUGUUCGUCAUCGUGUCGUCCUGCGUCCUGCUCUUCCUCUUCUUCUUCAACUCCAUCUGGUCCGCGUGGUUGAUGGUCGGGCUCUUCUGCCUCGGCGGUCUCCAGGGCUUGCACUUCCUCGCGUCGACACUCAUUGUCAGAGCAUGCAAGAAGUGCGGCGACACGAAAAUAAAGCUCCCGGCGGUCGGGAACGUGACGGCGGUGACGCUCGUCGUGCUGCCGAUAGCGCUGUUCAUCGUCAUCAUGUGGGCGACGCACCAGACCUCGCCGUUCGCCUGGGUUGGCCAGAACCUCAUGGGCAUCGGUAUGAUGAUCCUCGUGUUGCAAAUAGUGCAAAUGCCAAACAUAAAAGUGGCGUCGGCGCUUCUGAUCAGCGCGUUCCUCUACGACAUAUUCUGGGUGUUCAUCUCGCCCUUGAUAUUCAAGAAGAGUGUCAUGAUCACGGUUGCCAAGGGCACGGACAACGGGCCGAGCCUGCCGAUGGUCCUGAAGAUGCCCAAGGAGUUCGACGUGUGGAACGGCUACGACAUGAUCGGCUUCGGCGACAUCCUCUUCCCAGGGCUCCUCGUCGCCUUCAGCUUCAGAUUUGACAGAUCGCACGGGAAGGGCGUGGGCAACGGUUAUUUCCCCUACGUCAUGAUCGGCUACGCAGUUGGGCUGUCAUGCACGUAUGUCGGCCUGUACCUGAUGAAGAGCGGCCAGCCAGCCCUGCUCUACCUCGUCCCCUGUACGCUAGGAACCAUCGCUGCGCUGGGCGCGCAGAGAGGGGAGCUCAGCCAGCUCUGGAACGCCAAGGCAUAGGAGAGCAUCACCGUGGAUGGAUUGCAAUGCUCAGGGCGUACGGUGGCCUCGAGAGCUACAAAUCCUCUCAAGUUAAUCCGGCAAAAGAAGGAUGAAACAUCUGUAAUUUUCGUAGCAAUUGUUAGUGUGUCCAUAUGUUAAUUGUAUGUAGGGUGCAGGUUAAUUAACCGUGUAUUUAUACUGCGAUGUUAUGAUAUUACCAGUAGCUGUUAGUAGUACUUGUUGUAUAAGACGAGAUGGCACGCAACUCUGUCCUAA
Triticum aestivum (bread wheat) is the source of this 2016-nucleotide messenger RNA. Its product is annotated as signal peptide peptidase-like 3. The record is from RefSeq and is a predicted model, not a curated record. Bases 40 to 1758 code for a protein of 572 amino acids. Lineage: Eukaryota; Viridiplantae; Streptophyta; Magnoliopsida; Poales; Poaceae. Gene Ontology annotation, biological process: membrane protein proteolysis. The transcript has 14 exons. Gene Ontology annotation, molecular function: aspartic endopeptidase activity, intramembrane cleaving. Gene Ontology annotation, cellular component: cytoplasmic side of endoplasmic reticulum membrane; lysosomal membrane; lumenal side of endoplasmic reticulum membrane.